Saimiri boliviensis boliviensis (Bolivian squirrel monkey) is the source of this 3880-nucleotide messenger RNA. It is a transcript of the gene ST3GAL2, whose product is annotated as ST3 beta-galactoside alpha-2,3-sialyltransferase 2. Lineage: Eukaryota; Metazoa; Chordata; Mammalia; Primates; Cebidae. Gene Ontology annotation, cellular component: membrane. The record is from RefSeq and is a predicted model, not a curated record. Gene Ontology annotation, molecular function: beta-galactoside (CMP) alpha-2,3-sialyltransferase activity. Gene Ontology annotation, biological process: sialylation.
CGGGGGUCGGAGGGAGGGAGAGACGGGGAGGAUGUGAACAGGGUGGGGGCAGACGCCCCUGUCCCCCACCCUUCCCUUCGAGCCGGGCAGGGGUGGGGGGAGGGGCCGGGCUGAAGCGGCGGCAGCAGCGGCGGCGGCGGCGGCGCUCCGGAGGGCUGGGUCGGGCAAGGGCGGGACUAGCCCACGGCCAGCGGACAAGAGAGCCGCGAGCUAACGGGUCUGGACGCCGGCUGCGACGGCUUUCUGCGCGGGCGGUGGCGGCGGCAGGAGCAGCGAGCAUGGCCCGCACGGCGCCGGGCGCUGACUGAGGGUCGUGUGGCGGCAGCCUGGCACCUGACAAGUGAAGGGGAACCUGCCAGGGGAUUACUAUGAGCUAACAGCAGGACAGGCUGGCUCCGGGGGAGUGGGGAUGGGCAGUGCUGCUGCCGAACCUGGGCCAGAGGUACCAGGAAGGAGGCCUGGGCCCUGGCGGGGGGCUUGGCACACACUCACCUGACCCAGAAGAUAUUGGACACAGUGCCCUGCUGAACAGCAGCUGUUCCCAGCGCCAGAGGACCCCACAGCCACAGUAGGAGCUUUGCGACCCUUACGCAACUGUAUCUGGGACUGUGGCCACCAGGAGAAGGGACCAGCAACUUAGAUGGAUAGGACCUACGACGAGAAGGAUCUCAGUCUAUAGUGGAGUUUUCUGACGCUCACAGCACUUCUUGUUUUUCUCCUCUCAGGGUUGGGGUCUAGCUCCCCUACUCUUGCAGAUGUGUUGGGCCAAGAGGAUCAGCCAAGGUGGGACAACACUUGCAUGGAACCCAGGUCCCCUGAAGCCCAUGUGCUCUCUGUUGAGAUUGGAGUUCUAGAGCUUCCUUGCUGCCAGGGACAAGGGGCCGCCUCAGUGUCUGCUCAUGAGCCACAAAGACCCCGACUGCUCCAGACUGGAUUAUUUCAAGCCACCAAAGAGGGGGACCCCUAGAGCUGGCAGCCAGCAAUCCCAAGGGACUAAAGGGCUGCGAUGGACUGACCUCCCCCUCGCCAGAGUGGCAGGAGAGGCAGAGCCCCUGUGGCCCAGCUAGUGCCAGAGAGACCCGAUGAAGCUCUAAGCAGGGGCUCGCCUGACUCAGGGACAGGACAGCAACUCCUGCCAACGUGCGUUCUCCCCACAUUGAGGGAGGGUGUGGCAAGGGACUCCUGCCACUGUCCCCUGCUGCAGCAGCUGCCCCUAUGCCCUUUGCAUGUGGUGCCACAACAGUCAGGCUACGCCGUGGCUGGCCCCUCAGUGGGCUGGGAAAGGAGUGGCCACGGUGACUGCCGUGUGUCUGCCAGCACCAUGAAGUGCUCCCUGCGGGUAUGGUUCCUCUCCGUGGCCUUCCUGCUCGUGUUCAUCAUGUCCCUGCUCUUCACCUACUCACACCACAGCAUGGCCACGCUGCCCUACCUAGACUCGGGGGCCCUGGGCGGGACGCACCGGGUGAAGCUGGUGCCUGGCUAUGCCGGCCUGCAGCGCCUCAGCAAGGAGGGUCUCUUCGGCAAGAACUGUGCCUGUCGCCACUGCAUGGGUGACGCUGGUGCCUCCGACUGGUUUGACAGCCACUUCGACGGCAACAUUUCCCCCGUCUGGACCCGAGAGAACAUGGAUCUUCCACUGGAUGUCCAGAGGUGGUGGAUGAUGCUGCAGCCUCAGUUCAAGUCACACAAUACCAACGAGGUGCUGGAGAAGCUGUUCCAGAUAGUGCCCGGCGAGAACCCCUACCGCUUCCGGGACCCCCACCAGUGCCGGCGAUGUGCUGUGGUGGGGAACUCAGGCAACCUGCGGGGCUCUGGCUAUGGGCAGGACAUAGACGGGCACAACUUCAUCAUGAGGAUGAAUCAGGCACCAACCGUGGGCUUUGAGCAAGAUGUUGGCAGCCGAACCACCCACCAUUUCAUGUACCCUGAGAGUGCCAAGAACCUGCCCGCCAACGUCAGCUUCGUGCUGGUGCCCUUCAAGGCCCUGGACCUUCUGUGGAUCGCCAGCGCCCUGUCCACAGGGCAGAUCCGAUUCACCUACGCCCCAGUGAAGUCGUUCCUUCGAGUGGAUAAAGAAAAGGUCCAGAUCUACAACCCAGCCUUCUUCAAGUAUAUCCACGACAGGUGGACAGAGCAUCACGGGCGGUACCCUUCCACAGGGAUGCUGGUGCUCUUCUUUGCCUUGCAUGUGUGCGAUGAGGUGAACGUGUACGGGUUCGGGGCCGACAGCCGGGGCAACUGGCACCACUACUGGGAGAACAACCGGUAUGCGGGCGAGUUCCGGAAGACAGGCGUACACGACGCGGACUUCGAGGCCCACAUCAUCGACAUGCUGGCCAAGGCCAGCAAGAUUGAGGUCUACCGGGGUAACUGAGCUGGGCCUCGCCGUGCCCCUCCCGGCACAACCGUCAGGCGCCCGCGCUCCGGCCCGGGACCUGGGACCCGGGACCCAUAAUGCUGCAGUACAGGGGGCGCCUGCUGUCCCCUGCCAAUCACGAGACUCUGGGGACCGGCCGGGCCUGGCACCAAUCAGCGCUGCAGUCGGGCGGAGCUUCUGUUUCUCCCAGCUAGUCAUGCGACUUAAGGAGAACUUCCGGUGCUGGGUCCUGUCUCCUCCAAUCAAUGGCCUUCGGGGGCGGGCCGGUGGCCGCUCAGUCCCCACUUCCUUAUGCUUUGGGCUAGGGUUUUCUUUCCCGCUUUCUGAGGAGGGCAUGCCGUGGGCCUUGGCAAAGCACUUCUUUCAGGCUUCGCCGAAGGGGCGUCUCAGUCGCUGGCCGGCCCGGGAGGAGAGUGGACGCCCUCUGCGGUCGCUGCGGGCCUCAGGAGAGCGGUGGCCACCUGGCCCCUUUCCCCGCCGGCCCGGAUGGGCGCGUGCAGACCCACCAAAGAAACGCAGUCGGGGCGGAGCCCGGGACGCGGGGUCCGCCGUCCCACCUCGCCCCGCCUCGGCAGCACUGUGGGACGGCCGCUCCCCCAGGGCCUCCCGCGUCUCCAGGAAGCUGGGGAUGGCGUCCGCUACAGGGUGGGGUGCGCCCGGGCCGAACUCCGGACAGGUGGAGGGGACAGGGCAGGGCUCGAGGAAGCCCUGUCCCCUCCAGUGCAAGGUGCUCUCACUCACGUGUGCCCUCGGCCCUCCUGUUCACCCGCAGCCUUCUCAGCGCCUCUCCCUGGGCCCGGGGCCUCCUCACCAGCCUACCUGUUGCUCUGGAAAAAAACCCUGCCUCCUGGCUCCCUCCUUUCCCCAGUCUUUGGCCGGCUCUGGGGAGGUGGCUGAAUGGCGGAACGAGGCUGACGAUGGGCCUGGCUGCUCGCUGCAUGCACCUCCUUCACCCAUCGCCUCUCGCUUGGGGGUGAAUUUGCCUAGGGCUUAUGUUUUGGUUAAGCCGAAGCUGCCCGGGGUGGCCGACGCGCUGAUUCUUUGUAAAUCCUGAGCUGGCCCAGCCCGCAGCCCGCAGCCCGCAGCCGCCCGGGGAGGAGGAGACUUGUGCACAGCAGGUCAUCUCCUUCUACCCCGCUCUCCAUCUCCUGUCCUAGAAGGGCUGGGAAGCUCGCAGCUGGAGUUCCACCUGGAAGCUGCUUGCAUGGCUGAACCCAGCUUAGGUCCCUGGCUGGGCUGCUGGUGAAUUCUCCCCCUUUGAGGCUGGGGAAGUUUAGGAGGGGGCGAGGGCUUCUGUGAAGCUCUCAAACCACUAAUAGAACCCCCUUUCCAACAGUGACGGUGCAGAUGCUCCCCCUUUUCCUAGUUGACAGCACCAAGCAGCCUCCUGGCCCUUGGUGGGUUCCUGCAGCUGGCUGGGGGAACAGGGACCUGCAGGGGAUUUGGUUAGGGGAGGGUUGGGACAGGCAGUGUGCACCUCUGAAAGUUAAUAUAUUGGGAACU